Messenger RNA from Daphnia carinata, 1257 nucleotides. RefSeq names its product cytoplasmic 60S subunit biogenesis factor ZNF622-like. Gene Ontology annotation, biological process: ribosomal large subunit biogenesis. Gene Ontology annotation, cellular component: preribosome, large subunit precursor. The record is from RefSeq and is a predicted model, not a curated record. The transcript is spliced from 4 exons. The coding region runs from base 142 to 1200 and encodes 352 amino acids. Lineage: Eukaryota; Metazoa; Arthropoda; Branchiopoda; Diplostraca; Daphniidae. Gene Ontology annotation, molecular function: zinc ion binding; nucleic acid binding.
GGCAGUUUGGUUGGUGUUAAAUCUUGCAAUCUUGCAUGCCGCAUUGGGUUAACGCAUUGAGUAAGAAAGAUAUCUUUUUUAUUCAAGUAAAGAGGAUAGUUCCAGAUUCGUUCUUCUAUUGAUACUUUUGGUGCCUAAGAAAUGACGACCUUUACAUGCAUAUCGUGUCAUGUGGCUUUUAAAGAGCCGAAUGUUCAGCGUGAGCAUUAUAAAACGGAUUGGCAUCGAUAUAAUCUUAAAAGAAAAGUUGUGGACUUGCCGCCCGUGACUGCUGAAGUAUUUCAGCAACGUGUUUUGGAGCAAAGAGCACAUGCAGAUCAACAAGAGGCAACAAAAGGCCUUACUCUUUAUUGUAAUUACUGCAAGAAAAAGUUUGGUUCAGAAAAAUCUUAUGAAAAUCAUCUGUUAUCAAAGAAGCACCAAGAAAAUGUUCUUAGCGGAAUAAAGCAUGUUAAUGUGAAGCCUGAGGCUGCUGGGGACAAAAUAGAUAUUGAGGAAGAUAUUGAAGAUGAUUCAGACGAAUGGGAAGAUGAUGAUGAAGCAAUUCCAAUAACAUGUUGCCUUUUCUGCAAUCAUAAAAGUGAUACAAUGGAAAGUAGCUUGAAGCACAUGUCAUCCCAACAUUCCUUCUUCAUACCAGACUUUGAAUUUAUUAUUGAUUUGGAGGCAAUAUUAACUUACCUUGGGGAAAGAGUUGGACAAGGUCACAUUUGUAUGUGGUGUGGCCAUCUUGGGAGGCAAUUUCCAUCAACUGAAGCAGUACAGAAACACAUGAUAGAUAAAGGGCACUGUAAAAUGUUUCAUGAAGGGGAAGUUCUGUUGGAAUAUUCAGAUUUUUAUGAUUACUCCACUAGCUAUCCAGAAGGUGGAGAUCCAAAUGAAGAAGUAGAACCUAAUGUCAUCAAUGAUUCAGGCUUUGAACUCGUUUUGCCGUCUGGAGCAACGAUUGGACAUAGAUCCCUUAACCGUUAUUACCGUCAAAAGUUAAAUCCUAACCCAAGACCAAUCCCCACGCGUCCAGCCAUUCAGCAUGGAAAUUACUUCAAAGCCCUUGGCUGGACGACAUCCACCAAGGAAAUUGUAGAAAAGAAAGCGAGAGACAUAACAUUUAUGCGGAAAAUGUUCUUGAAAAACCAGCUUGGCGUGAGCGUGAAGGCCAACAAACUUCAGAAACAUUUUAGAAGACAGGUCGAUAUGUAGAGCGCUAGUUGGAUGUGUCACUUCGUCGCUGUUGAAAAUAUAUACGUUUGAGAAAAA